Molecule: messenger RNA, 1018 nt
Organism: Punica granatum (pomegranate)
Lineage: Eukaryota; Viridiplantae; Streptophyta; Magnoliopsida; Myrtales; Lythraceae
Source: RefSeq, a predicted model, not a curated record
GCAUGUACUUGGUGGCCCAGGAAGGCCAUGCCAUGCGUCCAUAAAUAGGAGCCCCCUAUGCUGCAAUUCUUCCCUGUUCUCUCCUUCCCUCUCCUACCCCUCUUAAAACAAGUUUCUGUAGCCAUGAUGUCCGUUUUCCCCGCCGGUAUCCUGCCCGUACCGAUGCCCGAAAUCCCGCUUCCCUCGUUCGAAACCGACUUCAUGCCAUGGGGUUGCGCGGAGCCUGAUCUCCUGGCAGCCCAUUCUCCCAAACCGGUCAUCUCGAGCCCCUCCGGCUCCGACGAAUCGACUCAGAACCACCACAACUCGAGCUCCAAUAACUCCGAUGACCAGAAAACGGGGACAACAUCCUCCAUCAUGGACGAGCGCAAGCGGAGACGGAUGAUAUCGAAUCGGGAGUCUGCCCGGAGGUCGCGCAUGCGUAAACAAAAGCACCUGGAAAACCUAAGGAACCAAGUGAACCGGUUAAGAAUCGAAAACAGGGAACUUACGAACAAACUGCGCUUCGUUCUCUAUCACUGUCACAGGGUGCGGACCGAUAAUGACCGGCUCAGGUCCGAACACUUCGCGUUACUACAAAAGCUUGCGUCGUAUAGCGAAAUUAUGCUCUUGCAGCAGCAUCAGCAAUUCGUUCCGGCCGCAUGGCCAUGCAAUGCCCUAAUUUCAUCGGAAAAGAUUCCGUCGUUAAUCACAUAAUCUAAGAUAAAUAAGUAUAAACUCGAUCGUUAAAUGGUGAAAGGUGCAUGUAUAAUUUAAGAAGCACCAUGCACUCUGUCUCUAGAUCUGUAAUUAAGAGGCUCCUAAGUUUGGAAGAGCAUUUGGUAGGGGGUUUUUCGUGAAUUUUGGAAAAGUAUUUGGCUGUUUUGGUAAAAGCCAGAACCUUAAUUAUUAUUAUUAUGUGUAAAAGAAUUGUUUAGUGCUUUGCUUUUCAUUAAAGAAAGCAGUUUCUUUUCGUUUUGCUUUGUCUUUAUUUAUUGCUCCAACCAGAAAUAGUUAGUUCAAACUCCACUUUCACUUA